This is a messenger RNA of Lethenteron reissneri (Far Eastern brook lamprey), 3542 nucleotides long. RefSeq lists its product as uncharacterized. Lineage: Eukaryota; Metazoa; Chordata; Hyperoartia; Petromyzontiformes; Petromyzontidae. The record is from RefSeq and is a predicted model, not a curated record.
CACACACACUCACACACACUCACUCAUACACACUCACACACAAGCACACACACUCACACACAAACACACUCACACACGCGUGCACACUCACUCACACACACUCACUCACACACUCACUCACACACACACACUCACUCGAAUACACCCAGAGCCACAUCGCAAAUUUGCCUCGACGAAUCGCUACUUUAUUUUUUUUGCGGACCUAGUGAGCCACACAGAGACACACAGAUACAUUGGGCCAAAACAUAUUUUAUUCUAAACAAAAUUUAUAGAUGAAAUAUAAUAAAAAUCGAAUCUGAUGAAUAGAUAUUGUUAACAUAUUAGGAAGAUCAUCAGACCCAAUAGUCGCGUUUCCGCUCAGAUACAAAACGAGACCCCCCCCCCCACUCCCGUUCGAUCUCAUUUGAGUUGAGUGCCCUUUGAAACAAGUUGAUAACCCACGCCCGCAUUUUUAUAUAUAUCAAACGCACACAACUCAAGCUCGUCAACCGUGGCAGUAAAAGAUACAAACCGUCGACUUUUCCUGCGGUGGCUAACGGGCCAUGUAAAGAAGCUGAAGGAUCAAUGCCCGAAACGUCGCCAAUUAUAUGCAUAUUAUUUUAAGGCGACAGUGUUGCCAACGAUCGUCGUGGGUUUGUUAAUUGUGUUUGUGCACCACCGCCAACGCACACAAAAUAGUUUAAUCGCAUACACACGUUUCUUAUUUGAUUACACAACUAUACAUAUUUAUUUGCAGUUCACGCUCAGAAGUGAGACGAAUGGUAGCGGCACCAGACCGUGAGAUACGGUGCCGGGGUGGGAGGAAGGAUUUAAUCCAGCAGUGGAUAAGACAAUGGAGGAUGUUGAUGACGAUGUUGUUCUCUUAAGAGAUUGCUCGCGCUCGAUUCAUUGUAAACACUUUACAAUUUACGAUCUAUAUCUGCCAUUAAUCGCCUCUCUGCGCAAACGGUCGCACGAAAAACGGAAUCAUUCGCUCGCCCGUUUCGGCCACUUCAUCUUUGCUAUUCUCAACCAUAUCCUGACAAUUAUAUAUUGUGUGGAUAUUUUUUUUUGGGGGGGAGAGGUGUCCCAGGACAGCCAUCUAAUUGGAAUCAUCUGUCUGUCGUGCAGACAUCACGUGGGAUUUAAUGUGACACGUCACGUGGGAUUCAAGUUGCACAAUUACAUACUGGGUGAUGGGGGGGUCAGGUGAGUGGGUAGGUGGGCGAGUAGGUGGGGUGAGGAGUAGAUGGGUGAGUAGGUGGGGUGAGGAGUAGAUGGGUGAGUAGGUACGUCAGCGUGUUGGCGAGCAGGUGGGUUCGUAGGUGAGUACGUGGGUGAGUACGUAGGUCAGCAGGUGGGCGAGGUAGGUGAUGGGUGAGUAGGUGGGUGAGCUUCACAAGCUUCACAAUGAAGGCCCCCUUCAACUGACCAAUGAGCCACGGCACGCGACCGAUUUCGACAAAUCUCAGAAAGCUGAGCAGGUGUUGAGCCUGGAUAGUGUGAACAUGAGCGACCACCAACAACACAAAGCUGUAGGCUGCUGUGGUCAGCAGAUGGCAGUGCAGGAAAACCAAUUGCAGUACUGUACUUCUAUGUCCCCGCAUAUAUGCACCUGGCCUUGAUGAACCCUCACGGACCAGCGUGGCGAAGUAUGGUGAAAACAACCGCCAUAUGGCGUGGGGUAGGCCCCUCAUCCAGCAGUGUGUUGAUGGAAGGGAUUAUACAUUACUUGUAUUGUUACAUAUUCACGUGAUCUGAUCUCGGCGAAAUUUUAGACGUAAUGUUUCGUGUAAGCGUUCCUUUAUCCUGCGUUGAUUUCGCCCGAGAUCUCAACCAAGUUCGUGUCGUCUCAUCUACAGUGCGUUCAGCCACCAUCACUGCCAGGUCUCAACAAUACACUCACUCAUCCACUCAUUCACCCACUCACUCACCAACCCACCCACCCACCCAUUCACUCAUCCACUCAACCACCCACUCAUCCACCCAUUCACUCAUUCACCCACUCACUCACCAACCCACCCACCCACUCAUCCACUCACCCACCCACUCAUCCACCCACCUACUCAUCCACCCACUCACUCACCAACCCACUCAUUCACUUUUCCACCCACUCACUCAUCCAUUCACUCAUUCACCCACCCACUCAUCCACCCACCCACUCAUCCACCCACCCACCCACUCACUCACCAACCCACCCACCCAUUCACUCAUCCACUCACCCACCCACUCAUCCACCGACUCACUCAUUCACUCACCCACUCACUCACCAACUCAUCCACUCACUGAUCCUCUCCCCCACCCACUUAUCCACCCACUCACUCAUCCACCCACUCACUCACUCAUCCACCCACUCACUCACCCACUCACUCACCCAUCCACUCACCCACCCACCCACCCACUCAUCCACCCACCUAUUAAUCCACCACUCACUCACCAACCCACUCAUCCACCCACCCACUCACUCAUCCACUCACCCAUCCACUCACCCACCCACCCACUCAUCCACCCACCUACUCAUCCACCCACUCACUCACCAACCCACUCAUUUACCCACCCACCCACUCACUCACCCGCCCACCACACUAGCAGGUCACAACACUUAUCUCCCUGUCGCUUCCUUCCCUGGAAGCGUUUCACUUCGGACUUCCCUCCCAGCAUCACCGCCUCUCCACGCACUCCUAUCAUUGCAAACUAUCAUAGUGCUGAUUGUUGCUGGCCGCAUGGAGUUUCCAGCCUUCGUACCCCAAUGCUCAGCAGCCGUUAUAUAAAUAUUUUUUUAAAUGUGCUUCAAGUAUAAGCAACCUUCCAAUGUUUUUCUAUACCCAUCAUGUGCAUGCGUAAUUCGUAUUUAUAGUCUAUAAAGACAUCGAUCUGUUUUACCGGCAAUGCCGCCUGUGGGUCAUGUUAUCUCCUAAUUCUCACCGAGUCGAACCCCGCGACCCAUUGCUCACUCGCCGUCUAUCUAUUUGUUCUUGUCCGUGGCACGUGAGGGUUAGUCGCAGUAGUAGCAAUCAGCAGUCACGAGCGAGAGCUAUACUCGAUGUGGUGUGCCGGGUUCAGAAAUGUGUUGUUUUGUCGCGUGUCCCACACCCCGAUGAUGUUAAUCCCUGCGUAUAAUAACUACCGAUAUCGUAUUAUGAACAUUGUUCUAAUAAUUAUAAUAAUUAUUUUUAUCCCAAGUGAUCCAUUGGGAGACAGUAUUCAUUACCUACGUAUAUGUGCAAAGGUAUUCCAGUAAAAAUACCAAUCAGUGUUUUAAUUGUAUGUACGGCAUGUAACCUUUGAUCCGCUACUAAGGCAAUACGUAUAUUCUUUACGAGAAAUGUAAUUCGAAUCUAAUGAUAAUAAUUGCUAUUAUUCUGGGGGACAAAUUCCUCGCGUUGUUAAACGAAAGAGUAAGUGGUGUGCACUUUAUCACGAUGUGAAAGUACAGCUGCCGGUUUAUAAUGUUUGCCGGCGGUGAUUUUGUGUGUGUGUGGGCGUGCGCGCGCUUUGUAAUAAACACUAUUAAACAUGUAAGAAAAACGACAAUAAACACACGUGAUUUUUUAUCAUCAAAU